Molecule: messenger RNA, 4329 nt
Organism: Plasmodium falciparum 3D7
Lineage: Eukaryota; Apicomplexa; Aconoidasida; Haemosporida; Plasmodiidae
Source: RefSeq, a predicted model, not a curated record
AUGGAAGAAAGGAACGUUCUUGAAUAUGCAGAAUUAAUAAUAGACCGUCAAAGGGAUAAAAUAAAUGAACUAGAAAAAAAGUUAGAAGAAUUAAGAAGUAGCAGUGAAGAGUUACAAAAAAAUGUAAUUAAAAAUGACGAAGAAAAUAAAACAUUAAGAUUAGAAUUGAAUAGGAGAAAUGAUAAUGAUAUGAUUUUAAGUAUGCAAAUGAGUAAAGAAAAUGAGCUUUUAGAAAAAAUGAAUUUCUUAGAAAAACAAAUACUUAAAAGAGAUACACUUCUUGAAGAAUUAAAAAAUUUAAUAAAAAAACGAAAAUAUGAAUAUGAAUUAUUAUUGGAAGAAAAAGAUAAUCUUAAAAAUACCAUAAAUACAUUAAGAAAUGAUUUAUAUGAGAACCGAAAGAAUGAAAAAUUAAAAGAACAAGAAGUUAUACAUAAUGAAAAAGAAAAUGAAAAGUUUUUAAAUUUAUACAAAAAUAAUAAUGAAGAAUUAAAUAUAACUAAAAGAUGCUUAAUUCAAAUAGAAAGUGAAUUAAAUAUUUAUAAAAAACAAAAUGAAAAUCAAAAAAAUGAAAUUCAAAAAUUAUAUAGAAUUAUUACGUGUAUGAAUAGAGAAAAAACAUUAAUGCCACCUGUAGUAUUAGCUUUACAAAAUGAAUAUAAUAUAAGAACAACAUUAACAAACAAAAAAGAAUAUAGUGCUCAAAUAAAAGAUAUCCAAGAUGAAGAUUCCACAUAUAUUAAUAGUACAAAAAAUAAUAAAAAGAAAUUAACCACGUUAAACCCAAUAUAUAAUAAGAUAAAUCAAGAUAAAGGUAAAAGAUAUGAUGAUGACAUACAAAGUAUUUAUGAUAAUAAUGAAGGUCAAGAUAAAAAAAAUAUAAUUCAAAAUAGUGAUAAAAAAAAAGGUGUAUCUAAAUUAAACUUUAUUCAAUUACAAGAACAAACAAAUUUAUAUAAUAAAAUAUUACAAAUAUUAAAUAAUUUACAAGAUAAAAAUUUGAAAGAUGAUAAUAAAAGUAAUUUCUUUUUCUUUUCAUCAAUGCUUUUACAUUAUUGUAAAAGUUCUUCAAUACAUAAAUCAACAUAUGAAAUAAAUAUAUCUUCUGAUCAUUCGAAUAGUGAUACCGCUCAAUCAGUAGAUACCUUUGAUAAUUCAUCAGCUAGUCAUUUUUCGUACAACUCAUCAAGAAGGAGAAGAAAUCAUUCUAAAACAAUAAAUCAUAAAAAAAAAAAUAAAAAAUAUUCAAAAUGGGACAACACAAAGGAAGGGAACAAAUUAGAUGACCCAUUAAAUAAGAAAGACGGAAAAAAGGAAAAAAGGAAAAAUAAAAAUUAUGGUAAGGAUAAUAGUCUUAGUGAAAGCGAAAUAAAUGAAAAUUCUGAUGAUAAUAUUGAUGACAGUGAUUAUUCGACAAAUUUUCAAAAGAACAAAAUGGGAACAGAUACAUCAUCUUUUGAUACAGAAACUCAUACAAAUAGUAUGAUAAAUAUGAAUAGUAAUACUACUACGAAUAAUGAAGAUGAUAAUUAUUUUGACAAGGAUAACAAUAAAAUUAAUAGUAAGGAAUCAUAUCCUAGAGGAGAUAAAAAUGGUUAUAUAAUACAUAAUAAUGUUAAUAAAAAUAAACAUAGAAAUAAUAAAAAAAUGAAUUUGGAAAAGGAAGGGAAAUUUUUAUUAAAUCCUUCUAAUUAUAGUGAACGAUUUAUAGGUGUUACAAGUAAACAAAUGUACAUAUAUAAUGAUAAAUGUGACGAUGAACCAGAAUAUGUAUUAAGAAUAGAAAAUUUGAAAAAUAUAAAAAUUCUAUAUAAUAACCAAAUAUAUGCAUUAGAGUAUAUGUCAUUUAAUAACAUGAUAGAGAAACAUUAUAUAUUUAUAAAAAAUCAUGAUAAAUGUAUACGAAUGUUUUAUGCCUUACAAUAUGCUGGUUUUAUUAAAACAGAUAUGAAAAAUUUUAUGCAAAGAAGAGAUUAUGAACAAGACAAUAUUAUGAAUAAUAAUAUACCUUAUGGAAAUAUGUAUCCUUAUGAACAAAUGGAAAGAAAUAUAAAUGUUCCAAUAGAAAAUCAACAAAUGAAAAGAAUUAGUAGUAAAAAAAGGAAAGAAAAAAUAAAUUACCAAGAUGAAGAAGAAUUUAAAGAUCAACAAGGUUAUUCUUCUAUUAAAGAAUUAGAUAAUACAACAAAUAUGAUAAGAGUAAAUAUCUUUACACCAAAUGGUGUUGAUAAAAAUGGAAAUAAUAUACCUUACUUAAGAAAUGAUAUAUUAUUAAAAGCAUAUAUAUAUGAUAACAUUUUAUUAUUUACAAAUUUUGUAGAAGAUGAUAAUAAAUAUUUUUUAAAAUGUGAUAAAUAUUACAUGAAAUAUAAAAAUGGGAAAUUCAUUCUUUAUUUUAAUGAUUUUGAAGAUCAACAUGUUGUCAUACCACAAAAUAAAGAUGAAAAUAAUAUUUUAUGUAACUUGUUAUAUAAAAUGAAAUGGAAAAACAUAUAUGAUGAAAAGAAUAUAAAUGAUGAAAAGAAUAUAAAUGAUGAAAAGAAUAUAAAUGAUGAAAAGAAUAUAAAUGAUGAAAAGAAUAUAAAUGAUGAAAAGAAUAUAAAUGAUCAAAUUAGUAAUGAUGGAAAUAUAGAAAACGAACGAAUUAAAGGCUCACAUAUGUCUUCACAUACAUCUAAUAGAAAUAUUCCAGGAAUAAAAUCUGAUAAUGAUGAUUCUCAUCAUAAUAGUAAAGAUAUUUAUGAUAACAAAAGUUCUAAUAUAUAUGAAAAGGAUAAAGAUAAUAAAAAAUCAAACAAAGACCUUUCUUCAUCUAAUCAAAGUAAUCAUAUUAUUGCUAGUAGAAAAAAUGACUCUACAUCAAAUGUAAGUAAUAUUUCAGAAGAAAAUCAAGGAAAUAACUUUUUUAUAAAGGAUAAUGUUCUUUAUAUAUCAAAAAAUGGUAAAAGUUUUAAAAAUGAUUUAAGUAAUGUUAAUGAAGAAAAUGCUUUCAGAUUUGAAACUAAUGAUUUGAUUGUUAUACGAAAUGAUGAAUUAAAAGAAUUAACAUUUAUGAAAAAUAAAGAAAAUAGGAAUGCAGAUACAUAUGUUUUUGAUUAUCCUAAAAAAGAGAAAUAUGACCAAUUAGUUUUUGAAUUACGUAAACAUAAUUUUAAUAUAACAAGCAUGAAUACAUAUAAAAAACUAACAAAUGAAACAUCAUCACAAAAAGAAGAAAAUGCUUCUAUAAUAAGUUCAUUCGAUGGAAAAAGUGCAAGUCAAUUAAGCAAGAAAGGUAUGGUAAAAGAUAAAAUUAUGGAAAAUAAUCAAGUGGUUGUUAUUGAAAAAGGAAUGUUAUCAAUUUAUAAACAUUAUGGGAAUGAAGGUUCUGUACCUAUAAUAAAAUUUACAUGUGAUUUCUGUGAUGUUCAAGCUAAUGAACAAAAUGGAGAGAUUAUAAUUAAAGAUACAUCAAAAGAUUCCAGUGAACGUAUUGUAUUAGAUUGUUUAAAUAAAACCGAAUUUAAUAGAUGGAAAACUGCAUUAUGUUUUGGUGGAUUCUUAAAAGGAGGAGAACAUAUGAAUAAUACAUAUAUGAAUUUAAAAAAGCAUAUUUUUUCUAUAAAUAUAUUUGAUAAUUAUUAUGUAAAAAAUCUAAUCAAAGUAGAAAAUAAUUGUGUAAAUAUAUAUCCAAAUGAUAAAUUUAUUAAACCUUUAUUUUCAUUUGAUAAAGAAAAAGUAGAAUUAGUAUUAAUGCCUGAAUUAAGAAAAAUAAGAAUCUAUAUACAAAGAGAUACAAUAUAUGAACAACGAUAUGAUGUUACCAUGUCAUUAGCACGAGAUUAUUUAAAAAUUAAAGAUGAUAUACUCAAAAGUAAUUUUCAUAUGUUAAACCAAAAAAAAACACAAAAAAUUAAAAAACCAUUUAUUUUAUGUAAAAAAAAUAUUAUUGCUAUACAUAAAGAUAAAUAUAAUUUAAAACCAGAGCUUUUAUUAGAAAGAAAAAAUUGUAUGGUCAAAAUAGAUAAAAAUAAUUUUUCUAUCUCUUUUCUUAUUAAAAGUCAAGUAGAUAAAAAUUUAAAUCAAAUUAAAACUAUCAAAUUGGCAAAUUUAGUCAGUUUUAAUAAGUGGAUGGUUACCCUAAAAUUAGCUUCAUUCAUUCCAGCUGCCAUAGAUUAUGAGGAUAAUAUUUCUUUCCCUUCAAUAACAUUUGGACAUACAUGUCCCGAAGCAAUCAGCUUGAUCAAAAGAAGAAGUUCUUUAAUGGACUUUUUUAAAAUUAAAUUAAAAAAAAAAGCACCACAAGCGAAAAAACCUAAAGAUAUGUUAGCCAAAAGACCACCAACAUGA